AUGUCGUCCUCACUACAGAGCAUACAGACCGCGAUCGAGCGCGUCAUCCUCGACCCAAAGUACCAUGACGUCCUCGCCGUGCUCAAGGGCGCGCGCAACGGCGCCGUGUACGGCACCAAGGUGCGGUUUCCGCACGCCCUGGUCAUGAUAUGUCUGUUCCGGUCUGGCACCGUCCGCGAGAAGGCCUGGCUCAUCUUCCGCGCCACGCGCACGCACGCGCGCAACCUGGCCAAGUUCGCAACGAUCUACAAGCUGACGUGCCUGAUCCUCAAGCACCUGGGGCCCACCCCGGGCAAGGAAGGCACGCACGACAGCCUGGUGGCCGGGCUGGUGGGCGGGUACAUGGUGUUCGGGCGGCGGUCGCCCCGGUCGGGCCGCAUCUCGAGCGUCAACCAGCAGAUCUGCAUCUACGUGUUCGCGCGCGUCGUCCUGGCGCUGGCGAAGUUGUCCGUGAAGGAGGGCUCGCCGUUCGCGCUUCCCGUGGUGUCGAAGGGGAAGGCCGCGGAUGCCGUCAGCUACUACGCCUGGCCUGUGUUUGCGAGCGCAAGCUGGGGCAUGGUCAUGUGGCUGUUCCGCUGGCACCCGGAGGACCUGCAGCCUAGUUUGCGGUCUAGCAUGAGCUACAUCUACGCGCAGAGCGACCACUGGGACGGGCUGAGGAACUUUGCGUGGCAUAACAAAUAG
Diaporthe citri is the source of this 684-nucleotide messenger RNA. RefSeq lists its product as uncharacterized. Bases 1 to 684 code for a protein of 227 amino acids. Gene Ontology annotation, cellular component: peroxisomal membrane. The transcript has 3 exons. NCBI's taxonomy places the organism in Eukaryota, Fungi, Ascomycota, Sordariomycetes, Diaporthales, Diaporthaceae. The record is from RefSeq and is a predicted model, not a curated record.